AUGUCUCUAGCGAGACGACAACUGCAGUUACAACGACUCUGCAGACAAAAGUGUUCGUCCUUGAAGUCCAUUUUUAAACAUUUUGUUAUAGAAAUGUCAAGUUAGCCGUUUUGGUAUCCACUUUUCUCUUGUUUAUAUUUGGUAUAGCGUAUUUGCAAGAUAAUGAAACGGUAUGUGUUUUUAUUCAUUUUUCUGUGAAUUUCUGAGUUUUUCAGGUAUCUAGGGAAAACCACCUUCAUAAAGGAGAGAAUUCAAACGAAGCCGAUGGCGCGAACGAAGAUGAUUGGGCAAACAAAGUCUUGCCUGGUGAUGCAGACCCAAACACUAUUUUCAAAGAUGAACUCGGAAAUUAUGAAAGAAAAACGCCCGAAGUUCCAUCCAAUCAGCCAGGUUUCCAAUAAGUGUGAUGGAGAAAAAAAAUGAAAGGUUUUUUUUUAGGGGAAGGAGGUGUUCCUGUGGUAGUUAGAGACGAGAAAGGAAUCGCCGCCGGCCGCGACGCAGAACAGGAAUUCGGAUUCAAUACCUACGUUUCAGAUCAGAUUUCCUUGAACAGAACGAUCCCUGAUAUAAGGCCAAAAGAGUGAGUUUUAAUUCCAAUCGAAAGGUUGGAAGAGUAUCGGUUCAAUAACUAGUUCAGAUGCAAGCACUGGCACUACCCCGAAAAGCUGCCCAAGGUAUCUGUAGUAGUCGUUUUUCACAACGAAGGCUGGACUCCUCUUCUCCGUACAGUCCAUUCGGUUUUGCUGCGAUCGCCGUCGCAUUUGAUCGAGCAAGUCGUGAUGGUGGACGAUGACUCCGACAAGCGUAGGGCUGUCUUGGCUGCUCUGAUUCCAGUAGAUUAUUCCAGCUCAUCUCAAGGAAAAGUUGGAGAAGUACAUCACGAGGUUCAACGGCAAGGUAGUCCUGGUCCGAGCUCCAGAGAGACUGGGACUCAUCCGCGCGAGAACUCUCGGAGCCCAGCAUUCCACGGCCGAAGUCGUCAUUUUCCUCGACGCUCAUUGUGAAGUCAACGCUAAUUGGCUGCCGCCUCUUCUUGCUCCAAUCAAGUACAAUCGGUUAGUUCUUCAGAUUUUUCAGUGAAGGUGUGAAACUUAAACGCUGCAUAAAGAGUUUACAUUUAGGAUAGAUUAAAUUUUCAAUUUAAAAAGCGUAAAGUCUGAAAAAAGAAGUUUUAGCAGUUUUUUCGAACAAGAUAACUAGUUUUUUGAGAAGCAGUCAACAGCGCAAAAAAAAGAGAAACUUUUGAAAGUUUAGAUUUUGAGUUAUUUAUUGAUUUUUGCUCUUAGCUGUUUCUUUCUUUCAAGUUUUGAGCUGUUUGAUUAGAAAAAAUGUGUGAUCUGCAGAAAAAUAAAACAUUCUAAAAAAACUAUUAUUUUUUGUAAUUAACUCUUUAGUCUCCUGCUGUUUAAAUUUAUAUCCAAUUGAAGCUGAAUUCUUAAAAGCUGAACGCUGUCAAAACAUUCUGGUAAACUUUGUAUUUAUAUGACUAAAAAUACUGUGAUUAUGUUGAUGACAACUUUUUUUUCAGAAAAGUGAUGACGGUCCCUGUAAUCGACGGGAUCGAUUCGAACACUUGGGAGUACCGCAGCGUCUACGGCAAUCCAAGUAGCCACUUCAGUGGAAUCUUCGAGUGGGGACUUCUCUACAAAGAAACCCAAAUAAGUGCGAGAGAAAACGACGGACGGGCGAAGUCCAGUCAACCUUUCAGGUUUCUUCUUUUUCAAUUUUCUCAUUACUAUCUUUUUUUGAAGAUCUCCAACACAUGCUGGUGGCCUGUUCGCAAUUGAUAGAGAAUGGUUCAAAGAGCUCGGGUAUUAUGACGAAGGCCUUCAAAUUUGGGGUGGCGAGCAGUACGAGCUCAGCUUCAAGGUAAGAAGAUGAUCAGAAUCGCAAUAAUCUUCAAUUUAAAAAACAUUUUCUGAUUUUGGCUUAAUCGAGCCACAAUGUUUAAUAUUAGUUCGCUCUUUGUAGAAAAAAAAACGAGUUUUGCUCGGUUCGAUUUACUUACGAUAUUGUUUUGAGAUAUUUUUUUUUUCAAAUUUUCUUCGCCGCUCAGUUUUUUAUAUACAUUUUUCCCAGAUUUGGCAAUGCGGCGGCGGAAUUCUCUUUGUUCCUUGCUCACACGUUGGCCACGUCUACCGGUCUCAUAUGCCAUACAGUUUUGGAAAACUCACCGGAAAACCAGUCAUUUCUACGGUAAUAUUGGCUUACAAUGUAUUUUAAAAAAAGAGUAAAAAGAAAGAAGAACAAGGUUCAAAGAUAUUUUGUAAAAAUAAAAUUCUAUGGCUCUUAUCGUUAUUUAUUUUUUGUUUUUAUUGUUUUAAACAAACUUUUGAAAAAGUUUUCUCUUUUUUUUUUAGAUAUAAGAACGUUGUGUGACAGAAGGAUCCUUUUGAAAAAGUUUUCUCAAGAGACGUUGGAGUCGGAGUUUCGUUAAGUAGAUGUGAACGAGGAUCUGAAAUUCAUGGUCGACCUGAACCUUUUCAGAACAUGAUGCGAGUGGUGAAGACGUGGAUGGACGAGUACCUCCAGUAUUAUUUGAUUCGAGAACCUCAGGCCGCCAAAGUUGAUCCUGGAGAUUUGACGUCUCAAUUGGCUCUGAGAGACCGACUUCAGUGCAAAUCUUUCAAAUGGUCAUAAACCUUCAAUAUUCUGGCAAAUUUUCUUUCAAAUUUUAGGUACAUGGACAAAGUUGCUUAUGACGUAUUGACCAGUUAUCCUCUUCUGCCUCCAAAUAAGGUGUGGGGCGAAGCGCGUAAUCCGAAGACUGGUGAGAAUUAUUAUUCUUUUUUGAUCUGUCCCCAUUUUUUAGCAUGAAAAUUUGUUUGUAUCCCGAUGAAGCUUAGGUCCUAAAAUAACGUCAAAAAUCUUCCUAAUCUCUUUCCAAGAUUUUAGCUCGUAUAUUCUCAGAUAAAUACCGGAAUUUCGAAACAGUAGAUAAAUUUUAUCAGUUUAAAAAUUUGGUUAUUCUUUAUUUUUUCAUCCGCACCAACUUGAAAAUUUUUUAAACGAUCUGCUUCCGCUUUUCUCUCAACAUCGAGGAACAAAUAAAACCCCUAAAAAUACACGAAAAGCACCACGAUGGUCAUAUUGUGAGCCUUUAAAGCUGAACCUUUUUCGUUAGGCUCGAAAAAAGAAAAGAGAAUGGAUUUUUACGAAAAAAAAGUCAUUUUAAUCAUUUCUGAAGGCCUAAUAUUCUUUGAAAAGUUGAUCUAUUCGCAGGAAAGUGCCUGGAUCGGAUGGGCGGGAUUCCCGGUCCACUGGGAGCCAGCGGAUGUCACGGCUGGGGCGGAAACCAGGUGGGUCGUUCUACCUGUCGGAUUGUUCACCCGGGGCCGAUUUUAGCUCAUACGUCUGAACAGUGCCGGACAGUUGGCCCAGGGCGAAUGGUGCUUGACGGCUGCUGGCUUAAGUGUACAGGCGAACCACUGCGUCAAGGGAAAUGUGGCAGGAUUUUGGGAGUAUGAUGAGGUCAGAAAAGAUUUCUCAUAACAAUUUUCUCAGUUUUCUAUGCCCCUCGAGCUUCCUCAUAAAUAUCUGUUUUUCUGUAAUUGAGAAAGAAUUUAGAACUUUUUCUCGCGAUUUUUCCUAACAAGUCAAAAAUUUAUGAUCAGAAAGAAAAACCGAAUGGGAAAGUUAGCAAUUUUUUUGUGAAUUAGCUUUAUGAUGAGAUACGUUUUUUGUUCUAAAAAGAUCAUCGCGUCUAUCUUUUGAUAGAUCGUUUCACCUUUUCUCAAGAGUUAGAAAAAAUAUCUGAGGGCAAAGCACAAAGUUCAACGGCAAUCAAACUUCUCCUUUCGUUCAAAGUUGUUUGAACGGAUGGUCUAUAUCUCACGAAUCCAGCAUUUAUGCGGUUUUAUUUUCUUUUCUUAGAUCCCGUUUCGUGUCUCGAAUUUAAGUACUAAUAAACAGAACAAUUUGUUCAUAUAGACCCUUGUUUCAAAAUAUUUUUUUUACAGUCUACACGCCAAAUUGUGAAUACGAAGAAUCGAUUCUGCUUGACGGUAAAAGAAGAAGGACACGACGCCAUUUUGCAGUCGUGUGAUGCCAACAAUGAUCUUCAGAAGUUUGAAUGGAAGGAAAUUUAUCAAAAAGGAUAA
Molecule: messenger RNA, 4100 nt
Organism: Caenorhabditis auriculariae
Lineage: Eukaryota; Metazoa; Nematoda; Chromadorea; Rhabditida; Rhabditidae
Source: the annotation of a GenBank genome assembly